Messenger RNA from Trichoderma breve, 501 nucleotides. RefSeq lists its product as uncharacterized. The record is from RefSeq and is a predicted model, not a curated record. Bases 1 to 501 code for a protein of 166 amino acids. The transcript has a single exon. Lineage: Eukaryota; Fungi; Ascomycota; Sordariomycetes; Hypocreales; Hypocreaceae.
AUGGCGGAUUUAAACGAUUCUUAUCACUUUGGCGCCUCAAACGGUCUCAUGAUUGACGAUCUCCUCGUCGAACUUCAAGAAAACGAUCCCGUAGGCGACCAGGGACUCGGAGUCCUCUACAGAGGCAACAACUUCAAGAAAAGUAUGGUCCAUGUCUUCGAGGUGUUCGACACUACACAGAAACAGAUUCUCUGGGUCUGGUUUCGUCACGUGGAUAAAUUCCAAGAGAGUGAAUUGGUGGACAUUAACAAGAUCACGAAAGACGAUGAAUCUACGGCAUUGCUUGUGCAUUGGGAAGCGAGAUGGAAGAAGAUUGCAUUCGCGGGAUUGGAAUCCAAGGCAACGCCUGAAGGUGAAGUUUUGGAACCAAAUUUCGGGACAAAGGAGGGAUUCCAGGCCAAACUGAACGAGAUACCGGAGCUGGGGCACGUUGAAGUCUUGGACACAAGGCAGGAUAUUGCGACCGGCAUCUAUUUGGCUAUCGUAUCUGUCACAAAAUAA